GCGUGGUAUAAUUAAUCGUAGCAUUUGAAAUUCUUGAGCGCUGCGUUAAUUCUAGUGCUUUCGUGUCGCAUCGGGUCUGGCCGGCGGUGCGUACGACGCGAACAACAAGUGUGUAGGCGAUUUGAAGCGAUCGCCAACAGCCGAAACGCCGGUUGAACCGUGUUGUGAGCCGUGUGUCCUCAGCUCGGUUGCGGUUCCGAACCAAAGGCAGACAAAAUGUCCGACCUGGACGAUAUGAGCAACUUCGAUGCGUGGUUGGAGAAGGACUUUCUGAGCAAAAUCAACAGGCUCGAGACGGAGGUGGAGGAUUUGAAGGACAAGAAAAGCAACCUCGACAAGGAUCUGAAGAAGAAAACGAUCGAGUGUGACAUACUGCGGGCGAAGGUUGGAAAGCUCGAACAGGUACCGUCGAACAAUGCGGCAUCCAAUGAAAAGAUCGAAAACCUGGAAAAGGAGCUGAAGCGCAAGACGAUGGAGCUGGACAUACUGCGGUCGAAGCUUUCACAGGCCGAAACGAAUCCGCAAGCCUCGCAGGAUCUAACCGAGCGCGUGAAGCAGCUUGAGAAGGAGUUGAAGAAGCGCAUCAUUGAGAACGGUAUACUGCGGGGUAAGCUGACCGAGGUUGAAAGUGAACCACAGACGCCGGAAGCGCAGGAGAAGAUCGAUGAGUUGGUGCGGGGCCUGCAGCGUACCGAGAGUGUGGUGCUGCGGGAGAAGGUUAAGGAGCUGGAAGGGGAUUCGGAAGCGUCCGAACGGAACGGUGAGCUGGAACGCGAGCUGAAGAAGAAGAACAUCGAGAGUGAUAUCCUGCGGUCGAAGUUGAAGCAGUUUGAAAACACGCCCUCGAACGCGCAGGAAGCGAACGAGCGGAUGCGCGAUCUGGAGAAGCAGGUCCGGAAGUACCAGAUCGAGGCGGACAUUCUGCGCGCGAAGGUGAGCCAGCUGGAGAGUGAUGCAGCGACGCGCGUAGACGAAGAAUCGACCGAGCGCAUCGAGGAGCUGGAGAAGGGCCUGAAGAAAAGCACCACCGAGGGUAACAUGUUGCGGGCGAAGAUGCAAAUGUUUGAGAAGGAAUCGACCGAAACGCAGGACUCGAACAGUGAGCAGAUCGAGGAGCUCCGCAAGGGGUUGAAGAAAAGCACCACCGAAAGCCAGAUACUGCGAUCGAAGCUGACCGAGCUGGAGAGCAAACAGGUGCACAGCGGCGCUAGCAGCUACAAGAUCGAAACACUCGAGCAGGAGCUGAAGAAGAAGAACAUCGAGAACGAUAUUUUGCGAUCGAAGGUGGAACAGCUGGAGCGCGUACCGUUGGCCGACAGUCCUGCGAAUGACAAGAUCGAGGAGCUGCAGAAGGAGAUUCGCAAUCUCAAGAUCCAGAACGAUAUUCUCAAAUCGAAGCUAAACCAGGCGGAGGACGAACCGGCGACAGCGCAGGAAUCGACCGAUCGCAUCAGCGAGCUGGAGAACGAGCUGAAGAAGCGUACGAUCGAGAGCGAUAUACUGCGCGCGAAGGUGACCCAGCUGGAGUGUGAGCUGUCCCCGACGAAGAACUCGAACGAACGGAUAGAGGAUCUGGAGAGUGAGCUGAAGAAGAAGCUGCUCGAGAACGACAUCCUGAAGUCAAAGGUGAGCCAGCUGGAAGGUGAACUGAUUGCACACUCGGGCACGAGCAAGGCGGACCCGAACGAGGUCAAGAAGCUGAAGGAAAAGCACGAGGAGGUGAUGAACAAGGCGAAGGAGCUGCUGUUCGAGCGGACGAAGACGGUGAAGACGCAGGACAUGCAGAUAAAGGCACUGCAGAACCAGAUCGAAAACAUCAAGGAGGUCGUGGCGGUAACGAAGGACAUGCUCAACAUCCGGAACAUGGAGCACGAACAGUUGCAGACGCGGUUCGAAAACAUCGACAGCAAGAUGAAGGCGGAACGGGAACGGCAGACGCUGCUCGAGAAGAAGCUGACCGUCUCGCAAAAGAUGUACAACGAUCUGCGGGACGAGUACACGACACAGCUCGAGCUGUUCAAGGAUUCUUCUUCGUCAAAUUGCAGGAAAUCCAGAAAACCUACGCCGAAAAGAUCGAACUCAUCAAGGAGGAAAUCGAAUCCGUCCGGAAUGGUGCCAAAAAUUGAAUCGUCCUACCGGCAGGACCAACAGCUACCGACCGUCACGGUGGAAGAUCAUCUACGGAGUGAGCUGGAAGGGCGAUCCUGCUGCUGCACUGUGCAAUAACAACCACGUCUACCCCGUUUGCUUUCCGUUCUGGGUUCGCUGGGUUUGGAGAAGGACCACGGUCCUAUUACUGUGAAGUGGCUUGCAAUUGCUUCAGCAAUAACCGUUCCUCAACAAAAAAUAAAUCCUCACCGGUCCACUCCACUUGCUGAGCGUUGUGUGCGGAGCUUCUUGCUCCAGAUUUCAUCCUGUUUUCUCCACCCCCUUAUUGAUAUGCUGUAUUUACUGCAGAGGUUUACUUUGCACGAUAUCCUCCAACGUUAGGCAAGAGUUAAGUUAACUUACUAUAUUAUGGAAAUAAAGGAAAUAAAGAGAAAUAAC
Anopheles moucheti is the source of this 2547-nucleotide messenger RNA. RefSeq names its product girdin. The record is from RefSeq and is a predicted model, not a curated record. Bases 217 to 2226 code for a protein of 669 amino acids. Lineage: Eukaryota; Metazoa; Arthropoda; Insecta; Diptera; Culicidae. The transcript is spliced from 2 exons.